Messenger RNA from Haliotis rubra (blacklip abalone), 6511 nucleotides. RefSeq names its product glutamine--tRNA ligase-like. Gene Ontology annotation, cellular component: aminoacyl-tRNA synthetase multienzyme complex; cytosol; cytoplasm. The record is from RefSeq and is a predicted model, not a curated record. Gene Ontology annotation, biological process: glutaminyl-tRNA aminoacylation; translation. Gene Ontology annotation, molecular function: glutamine-tRNA ligase activity; ATP binding. NCBI's taxonomy places the organism in Eukaryota, Metazoa, Mollusca, Gastropoda, Lepetellida, Haliotidae.
ACUGGCAACAUGGCUGCGAACCUCGUGGAUCUGUUUGUUGGCAUCGGCUUGAGUGAACAAAAAGCGAAAGAAACGCUAAAAAAUGAACAACUGACACAAAACCUAAAACAUACCAUUGACCAGGCUGAGAAGUACGCCCCUGGUCAGGUAGCCAACAAGGAGGUAGGCAAGCUGCUGUACAGCCUCGCCACCAAGCUGAAGGCUCAGAUCAAGAACCAUCAGUCCAUGCUUGUGGAAUAUGUGGCCAAGAAAAAAUUAUCUGAGGCACAGCUAACUGCUGCAUUGGAGUAUUUACUGUCUAACCCAAUUGAACCUGUGGACAAGGGUCAGUUUGAGCAGGCAUGUGGAGUGGGGGUGGUCAUCACACCUGAGGAGAUUGAGACAGAGGUGGAGAAGGUUAUUGGCAAAUACAAGAAUGACCUGGUGGAAAAACGGUACCGAUUCAACACUGGACUUCUGCUGAGUGAAGCUAGGAACAGCUUGAAAUGGGCUGAUGGCAAGGCUAUCAAGAACGAGGUGGAUAUACAGAUUUUAGAUCUCCUAGGAGCAAAGACUGAUGCUGAUCGGGAGAAACCACAGAAACAAAAGGCUCCCAAACCAGCCAAGUCUGCAGGUGAUGCCCAGAAAGCUGCGGCUGCUGCUGCUGGCCCUUCUGCAGAGAACUUCCUGGGGGAGGACGGCCAUGUUAAGAGCUUCAUGGAGAUGAUGGGGGAUGCUGUCAAGUUCCACAAACCAGUAUAUCGCAAUACGAAAAUUUUGGCAAUGCCCAACCCUACCUGGAACUCCAGGAGGACCGGUCUGGGCUCACAAUCUACAGUAUAUUCAAGAUUUCCGCCCGAGCCAAAUGGUAUUCUCCACAUUGGUCAUGCUAAGGCAAUCAACUUCAACUUUGGAUAUGCCAAGGCUAUGGGCGGGAACUGCUACCUGAGGUACGAUGACACAAACCCUGAGAAGGAGGAGGAAAAGUUCUUUGUGGGCAUCAGAAACAUGGUGGAAUGGCUUGGUUACAAGCCCUGGAAAGUGACCCACGCUUCGGACAACUUUGACCAGCUGUAUGAAUACGCUGUCCAGUUGAUCAAACGGGGCCAGGCAUACAUCUGCCACCAGAGACCGGAGGAGGUGAAGGGUUACAAUAACCCAGAUUCACCCUGGAGGGACAGGCCUGUUGACGAAUCUCUGCAGCUCUUCGAAGAUAUGAAGAAGGGCAAGCUCGCUGAAGGGGAGGCAACUCUUCGUAUGAAGACGACUCUGGAGGAAGGAAAGAAGGACCCUGUUGCUUACAGGAUCAAAUUUGUACCCCACCAUCGGACUGGAGAUAAAUGGUGCAUUUAUCCGACAUACGACUUCACUCACUGUUUGUGCGACUCCAUAGAAAACAUCACCCACUCUCUGUGUACCAAGGAGUUCCAGUCCAGACGGUCAUCCUACUACUGGCUGUGUAACGCCCUGGACAUCUACUGCCCCGUCCAGUGGGAGUACGCUCGCCUCAACCUCAACUACACUGUCGUCUCCAAGAGGAAAAUAGGCAAGCUUAUCACUGAAGGAUUCGUCAGAGACUGGGAUGACCCUCGUCUGUUCACCCUGACAGCAUUACGAAGACGAGGAUUCCCCUCAGAAGCCAUCAACCUGUUCUGUGCCAAGGUGGGAGUGACAAUGGCUCAGACUGUUAUCGAUCCCGUCAUGGUUGAAGCGUGUGUCCGAGAUGUCCUCAAUGUCACAGCACCAAGAGCAAUGGCUGUCCUGGAACCCCUGAAGGUCACAGUCAGCAACUUACCCAAUGACGGCAGCGAGGUCUCUGUGCCAAACUUCCCCUCAGAUGAGAAGAAGGGAUUCCAUAAAGUUACACUCAGGAAAACAAUAUUUAUUGAACAGUCUGACUUCAGAGAAGAAGCAGACAAGAACUACAAGAGGCUGGCACUGAACCAGUCCGUCGGUCUUCGACAUGCUGGUUAUGUCAUAUCUGUCGACAAAGUCAACAAGGAUAACACAGGCAAACCCACAGAACUGCUGGUCUCCUGCAAGAAGGCAACUGAUGCUGAAAAACCAAAGGCUUUCAUACAUUGGGUGUCCGAUCCUCUCCCCUGUGAAGUGCGACUCUAUGAAAGACUGUUCUUCCAUAAAAACCCGGAGGAUACCAAUGAAGUGCCUGGCGGCUUCCUAACAGAUGUAAAUAAGGACUCUCUAACUGUGAUAAAGGGCUCAAUGGUGGACGUGUCAGUGAAGGGGCCAAAAACGUUUGACAAGUUCCAGUUUGAGAGGAAUGGAUUCUUCAGUGUCGAUCCAGACUCUACUUCAGAAUUGAUGGUAUUCAACCGCACAGUGACACUGAAGGAAGAUCCAGGCAAGAACUAGACAGUUACAAAUGGCAAACUGCCCUGACCAGGUCGUCUUCUGUCACAGACAGGUCACAUCCUCUGUCCACUCAACAAUUGUCAGUGCCAGCACAGCAGCCUGCACUUACGGCCAUAACAGAUGCUGGUUAUUACAGCAGCAGACGACACUUCCGUCUGAGGCAGACAGCAAAUUUAGCUUGAACGAUGUAAGAUUUGACACAUCAGCAGGAGGAAGGUGUUUAUGUGUAUAAUUUAUGUGUUAAGCCACGGUUUAAACAGUGUUUGUCCAUCAAAAUAAUUUGUGAAUCAUUUCAUGAUAGCUUCUUGUGAAUAAUUUCAUUGAUAUUUGUCUAUGCUCAACCAAAACAUGAUGAGGAUAUAUUUUCAGACAUAACUCUGUUGGUCCUAAACUGGUUGCACUGAGUUUCAUUGUACAUGUAUUUACAAUUCAGAAAGAAUCUCCCUGUAAAAUGAAUGAGUCUGAUACAGACAAAUCCCUCAAACAAAAUAUAUAUUAUCCAUUAUAUUUUUCUUGAGUAUAUACGUUAUGUCAUAUAUUGUCAACUAUAGAUAUAUGCCUUCGAACAUUGAAAAAGAUAAUCUAAUGGCUUUGUUCUUAACUCACUUCUUUCAAUGCUUAUGUUGUUUUGUAGACAGUGUUUAAAAUUAAGGAUAAAAUACCAAGAAUAAAAUAUUAUAGCAGAAUACCCCAAGGCCUCAAGACUCAUUUUAGGGAGGAACUAUUCGAUUUUCAUCAGGGUCAGGACUUUUUCCCAAUAAAAAAAAUUCAAGCCACAGCUUUAUUUAUAAAUAAGUAAUUGGAUAUGCCUUACAUUGUAAGAAAAAAAAUACCAGUGGCCUUUUCUUGAAGAAAUGUGUAUUUCAAAAGAUGAAAUAAUUGAGCUCCUCAACAUUUCAAAAUAUGCUGAUAUGCAUCCCAAAUCCUGGCAGCCCAUGCAUGUAUCAGCUUACCCCAUGUAUUCAGAUAGUCAUGUCAAUUUGUCUCGAAAUAUUAAAAUGAAAAGGAAACAAAUAUUUCAUCUGUCUAACUCAAACAUUUAUUUCAUUAGUAGUAGCAGACACUUAAAUCAUUAUGACUUGACACUCUAAGUGAAGUGCACUUUGAUAAUUGUAGUGUCGUCUGGAGACAGUUUGUAUUAACACCACAGUCAGAGCAGACGCAAUCUCAGUUGGAAGCAGACGACACUUAUAACAUCUAGUUGUAGGCAACUAGUGGUAGACACUACAUUGCUGGGUGGACGGUGAUGCUGUACUUGAGCAUCCUAUCUGUUUAAUAUUUGUGUCAGACCUCGCUGGUUGUAACAAGUUGUUGACAUAUCAAAACUGACAUUUCAAUCUACAUUUAAUCUCCAGGCCAGUCGUCUUCCUGUUAUGAAUAGAUAGUGAUUUUUAAGAAUUUCUUUGCUCAAUUAAACUGGUUUAUCAUCCCACCUACCAAAUCUCCAAAUGUCAACAUGCUCGGUGUGAAUAAACUCUGCAAUCACUGCGUUAAAAUUAUGAAGUUAUGAUGUGAUAGUAACAGUGUGAAUAUUGGGUGAUACGAUGAUAAAUAGCUCUCACUUUCCCAUCUUGGGAGGUGCAUAUGCAGAAAUGUAACUUGAGUAUCUGGAAAACUUUGACUCAUCACAAAAGGAGCGUAAUGAUUAGAUGGUUGGACAUUUUAUUGUCGAAUAAUUUAUUACCAGAUAAGUCUGGAUUCAAAAGGUUUAACGGUGUUAAAGUAUUCGAAAUUCAAAAUCUGAGUCAAAGGUACUCGUACCCUGAAGUUUAAGCCUGAGCAAUAUGAAGUCCUUAUAUUGACAUAGGUAACUGCAAGCCAAAGGACUAAAAUGACUGAAUAUUUAACAAGGACUAGGGUUAGCCCAGUGGUUUUAAUUAAUUUCUUAUCACACAGAAAACUCAGGUUUGAUUCCACACAUGGCUCCAUAUGUGAAUAUAUUUAUUGAGUUCCCUGCUGUGAUAUUGCUUGUAUAUUGGUUAAAGUGACAUGACAUCAUUCUGAUUCACUCUAGCAUGGAAUCGUUUGCCACAGAACAUCAUAAACCAGUUCAGAAUUAUAUUUGAUUGUUUUGGCAGUUGUAAGAUGUGGAUGACAUUUGUGCUUCAUUCCUUUGAUCACCUCCGGAACGACAUCGGCAACUGCAUUGAAGCAGAUCCAGUGUGUAUAUUGCAGUGUUUCUGCACAUCGAUGUGGUGAUAUGGAGAUGUAUCUCCCUGCUGAUAAUUUCCAGUAAUUACUGUGCUAAUACUCAUGAGACAACAAUUUAGAUAGAGAAAAUUGCUUUGUACCAAUUUGAUAAUAAACAUCACUAACAUGUGAUAUAAACUAACUAAUACAUAUUGAUAAUAUUGUGUUAUUCUACCAUUUUGUUUGUCUGAUGUGUUCAUAUUUAUUUCUAUUUAGUCAGAGACCUUGAUUUUCUAAGGGACCUGCUAUCUGUUGUUAAGGUUGGGGAUGGUUGUUUUAUGAUUUGCCCUCAGGUUUUAUGCUCAAACGAAAUUGUUUGAUGGACAAUAGGGAUGUCCUUAAAAAUUGUUUCAUGACAUUGUAAAAAAUUUUUUUAUUGAAACUGUGACUAAAAAUAUAUCUUGUAUCUGUAAAAACUUCCAGAAUAUUACAUGGUUGGUCCCGAAGGUGCAGUGUAGAUAGCACAGGUCGACUAACAUUUAAAGUUGUGUUAAUUGAAAAUAUCUUUUAAAAAAACUGGAAUCCAAAUGGACUCUAGAACAAUGCCAUAUUGCAGAACUCGUCAAUGUAGAAUUGCCAAAUCAUUCUAGACUUGAUUUGGGUUCAUUUCUUACUUUAUUCUUUAGAGUCUGAGAGACAGAUUAAUUUAAAGGCUCCUGUUAGUGGCUUUGGUUGAGGUUUGGACGUAGUUACUUCUCCAACAGGUGAGGGGGCCAUGGGUAAGGUAUUGUGUUAGCGUAGUGGUAGUAUUUAGUCUGUCGUGUGAUGCAGUUGGGAGUGGUGGGCGAUACGAUGGAUAUUGUGAGGGUGAAAUAUCAUGUGUGAUGCUUUGCAUGGAGAACUGACACUUGUGUACAAAUGUGUCUCUGUAUCAGCUGAAUGACUCCGCAAAGCCAGCACAUGAAUACAUCCUUGUUGGCUAGAGAUCAACUGUAUAUGCCAUCACAGGAUAGAAUUUCACAUUAUAUUUCCAUACCAUUUUUAAUGACCUAACAUACUUAUUUUGUUUUGUAAUGUAGUACCAUUGUAACAUCAUGGCAUGAUUUGCAUCAGUGCAUCAGUCAGACAUUGCACCUUUAUGCUUACUUACUGAUGUCCUUUGAUGACUUAGGUAUGUUCAGUAGCACCUUUAGUCUGUCGUACAGACCCUGAAGUAAAUAUAUCCAAGAAAGCCCACGCAAGUCUAGAAAAUGUGGCAAGUCUAGAUUUCCUCAGCUGAAAAUGAAGAAAGUCUCAGGGCUUCUUUUCAUUAUAUUUUUUUUACUAUGAACUUUUUUUCAGUAAAAUAUGUUCAUUUCAGAGACUAGUUGUUAGUCUAUAGCACCUUAAGCACCAGUAAUUAUGCAGCUGAAUGAAUGAACAGUGCACCUCUAUUUAUCUGAGUCAGCAGCAAGAUCAGAAGGGCCACUGUGACAUCAUAAUGAUAUGACAUCACAAUUGAGUUCCUGUCCAUGACAUACUUGUCACAAAAUAAAGAACUAAACGUUAGUCGUGCCAGUAUUGGUUUGUUAGUGGUCAUAAAUUGGUUCAUCUUUCACUAGCAUGUGUUUUGUUUAGUAUGUGAUUGUUAAACUUAAUUAGAUAUUGUACCUUCAAUUGACAUGUGUCAUGUAACUGCUGCUAAUACAUGUGAGGGGCACUGUGAUGGCUGAGGUGUCUCACUCAUCCACUCUGCAGUCCUCUUUGUAGAUAUCCUCUCGGCUUCCCAAACCUGUGAUUAUAAGUUUGAACCCUGGUUUUCUCUGAUUUUGAUUUUUAAAAAUGUCAUUGCCCUUCUGUGCUCAUGAAUUCAAUGAAGAUCAAAGAUCUGCAUCACUGCAUCUCUGCUUUGACAUCAAGCUGGCACGUCAAACUCACUCAGUGAGAUGGCCUGAGUAGGGUGGACUUGUUUCAUGUGACAUGUAGUUCCUGGUUCUGCCAGAUCUGUCCUUCACGCACCUGGCAUAGACAAUAAACUACCUGAAUCUGA